Erythranthe guttata (spotted monkey flower) is the source of this 359-nucleotide messenger RNA. Lineage: Eukaryota; Viridiplantae; Streptophyta; Magnoliopsida; Lamiales; Phrymaceae. The record is from RefSeq and is a predicted model, not a curated record.
GAGAGUCGAAGAAGCAAGCAUGGGAAUCAAAGGGGAGAUAUUAAUUCUAAGUAUGGCAUUCCUAUGCGUUUGUGUUAUUCCAUCCUCGAGUAAUAUUCCUCGAGAAAUCUUGCCUUUAGCUCAUCCGGUCAAAUUUGGCCACGCUAGUGGCGGCAGAGGUGGUGGCAGAGGUGGAUCUCAGUCUCACUCGCCCAAUAUGCAACGAGGUUCGGGUGUUGUACCCUUAUAUGUAGCCGCCGGUGCAGCUAAUAACCACCAUAACAAUCAUGUGAGUCGCAACCGGAGCAUGUGCAGCCACAAUCGUCUCGAACUUGUUCAUUUUGCCUUUACUAUUUUGGUUUGCCUUCUGCUUUGAGACA